CCAUCGUCUAGCAGUCUCUCAGACAUGGCCACGGGAACCACCACUACCGAGUCCAGGGACGUUGCUGCCCCUCUGCCUAACAUUAAGUCCUCGGCGGCUAUCCUCAGCGGCGCGGGUCUCAAGCAUGUCUCCAGUAUGAGCAUACCAGAACACGCACACCUCAGCGACGAUGAUAUAGCCAACACCAGCAGCCUUAUGAAGGCGUUCGCCUCCAGUCCGGCCCUUUGCACUGUUGGAUCCCUACUGGGCUUAUCGAAUCAAGCGGAGCCACUAAGUGCUGAGGAAGAAGCGGAGUAUGCAGAGUUUGGGGAUCUAGCGGAGUUGUACAGUGAAGAUCCCUCCGUCCAAGCGACCACAGCCUUCCCGAAUUACGAUACAGCAUCAUCGCAUCACAGUAUUGGAGGCCUGGCUCAAAGCGCCAGUUUCAAUUGCCUCCCAAGCCUGCUGGCGUCUGUGGGAGAAUCCCCACGCCCGAGGGCUGGGUCGGAUCCGGCGAUGCAUGACCCCGAGAUCUCUGAUGCUCUUUUUGCUGAGCUACAAAAUCUAGUUUCCAGUCAAGACCGCAGCGUCAAUGAUGAUGUGCAUUAGAACUGAUGACGAUGAACAUUAUAGGCGUUAUUUCUAAAUCAUCACUAUUUGUACACGCUCGUAGACUAGAGAGUUGCUGAGCUACCACUCUGUAAAUUGAUCGCGAUGUUACUACCAUCAAGACUGCAGUUUAUACUCAUACAAAUUUCUGUACUUCUCAUAACUGUUCUGAAGGCCUUCUUAGACUGUCAUGAUGGUAACCUUUUUCUGAGACGAGUUGUCUCGGUUUUCUAUGCAAUGUCCGCGUGGAGUAUCGCGGAUAGUAUUAAUACUGUUCGAUGUACUUGGUGAGAAUCGCCAACAUUUCAUCAUCAUUAUCAUCAUCACUCAAUGUUCCAUAGUUCCUCG
This is a messenger RNA of Perkinsus marinus ATCC 50983, 936 nucleotides long. RefSeq lists its product as hypothetical. The coding region runs from base 25 to 588 and encodes 187 amino acids. The record is from RefSeq and is a predicted model, not a curated record. The transcript has 4 exons. Lineage: Eukaryota; Perkinsozoa; Perkinsida; Perkinsidae.